Penicillium cinerascens is the source of this 1215-nucleotide messenger RNA. RefSeq lists its product as uncharacterized. Gene Ontology annotation, molecular function: L-aspartate:2-oxoglutarate transaminase activity; pyridoxal phosphate binding. The transcript has 5 exons. Gene Ontology annotation, biological process: L-aspartate biosynthetic process. The coding region runs from base 1 to 1215 and encodes 404 amino acids. Gene Ontology annotation, cellular component: cytosol. The record is from RefSeq and is a predicted model, not a curated record. NCBI's taxonomy places the organism in Eukaryota, Fungi, Ascomycota, Eurotiomycetes, Eurotiales, Aspergillaceae.
AUGGGAUUGUUUGAUCUGAUUCCUGAGGAGAUACCGGACGGCAGCUUUGCCAUGAUUGAAGACUUCAAGACAGACAGCCACGACAAGAAAGUGAACUUGAGCCCUGGGAUCUACCGUGAUGAGAAUGCAAAGACUUGGGUUCUUCCUUCCGUGAAGCAGGCUAGAGUAGCUCGAGUCGAUCAAACCUUUGAUCAUGAUAUAUCUCCACAACUGGGAUACCCUAGCUUGGUCUCUACCGCACAACAAAUUACCUUCAGGGACACGCUAAGUACCCGUGUUAUCACUUCCAUGCAGACGAUCGCUGGAACUGGUGCGAAUCAUUUCAUCGCGCAAUUUCUGUCCGAAACUAUUCAGCCCAAGACAGUUUGGCUGUCUGCUCCCUCCUGGGAGAAUCAUCCAAAGAUCUGGGGUCAUGUGAGUUCUGCCAUCAAGCAGCGUACCUAUCCUUAUUACGACUAUCAGACAUCGACACUAGACAUUGAAGGCAUGAUCUCUACCUUGAGAAUGGAUGGCUCCAAUGGGGACGUUAUUGUCCUUCAAGCUUGUGCACAUAAUCCGACAGGCCUAGACCCAUCAAGAGAAUCGUGGGAAAGAAUUGGUCAAAUUUGCGAAGAAAAGGGAAUCUUCCCGAUAUUUGAUUCCGCCUAUCAAGGCUUUGCAACAGGAGAUCCUUAUAAUGACGCAUGGCCAAUUCGUCACUUUGCGACACGCUCAAAUGGAACAAUGGAAUUUGCCGUGGCACAGUCGUUUUCCAAGAACUUCGGCCUCUAUGGAGAAAGAAUUGGUGCUCUUCACAUUGUUACUCGCAAUGAAGAAAGUGCCGGCAAAGUGGAAGCUGUACUCAAGAAAAUCUCGCGAGCUGAAAUCACUUCUACGCCGAGCUUUGGUGCCAAAAUUGUCGCGACCAUCUUCCAUAAACCGGAACUGAAAGAGCAAUGGUACAAGGAUCUGAAGACCAUGAGCGGCCGUUUGGGCGAUAUGCGCAAGCGACUGCAUGAUGGACUCAUCCAGAGAAACACACCUGGAAACUGGGGUCAUCUUCUGACAGACGUCGGCAUGUUCUCCAUGAUGGGGUUGUCUCAAAAACAAGUUGCUGCCUUGAGGGAGAAUUUCCAUGUCUACCUUCUUCCCACCGGUCGGCUUUCAUUCACAGGAUUGACCCACAAGAAUGUAGAGUAUGUUGCUGAUUCUAUUCAUCACGUUAUUACACUUUGA